Teleopsis dalmanni is the source of this 1936-nucleotide messenger RNA. Its product is annotated as E3 ubiquitin-protein ligase hel2-like. Lineage: Eukaryota; Metazoa; Arthropoda; Insecta; Diptera; Diopsidae. Bases 221 to 1936 code for a protein of 571 amino acids. Gene Ontology annotation, biological process: rescue of stalled cytosolic ribosome; protein ubiquitination. The record is from RefSeq and is a predicted model, not a curated record. The transcript is spliced from 2 exons. Gene Ontology annotation, molecular function: ubiquitin protein ligase activity; ribosome binding.
CAAAUUCAGAAAAUUAUUUCUUGUCAUAGUUGUAAAAACAAAAGUUCGUUCUGAAACCUGAGUAACAGUGAAUAUCAUCAACGCUAUAUUUAGUUAGCUUAAAUAUACCAGUUGAACAAAAUUUUGAAUAGAAAUUGAAAAAAUAAAAUUUCUGAAAACAAGAAAAACGCAGUCGUAAAUAUAAUUAAAAAUUGUUUGCGGAAAAAUACAGAUACUUUUUAUGUUAAAGACAAACUUGGCAACGAUUAACACUGAUAAGCGCACAAUGACUGAUGAAAAGCUUGAUAGAAUAUCAUCUACCGAUUCGUCUGAUGGAACUCUGAAGCCUUCACAAACUGACAACGAGAAUGAUGUCACAUAUAACGCUUCCGAUGGUUAUUGCUUCAUUUGCCAUAAACCGAUAAACAUUUACGCGAUCGGUGAAUGCAAUCAUCCAACUUGCUACGUAUGCUCCGCACGCUUGAGAGUUCUAUGCGGUGACAUGACAUGCCCGGUAUGCAAAACAUAUUUACCAAAAGUGAUGUUUACUCAUGCUAGACUGCCGUUUGAACAGCUGGAGGCAAAACGCUGGCGCGAUUACAGCUAUAAUCAGCAAUACAAUAUCGGCUUUUGUGGUAAAAAUAUCGAGAGAGAGUUCUUCUGUUUGAGCGAGCAUGGAUGUCCCAAGUGUGAUGUGCUGCCCUUCACUAACUUUGUACAACUCGAAAAACAUCUCUAUCACAGACAUAAAUUAUUUUUUUGUGAUAUAUGCGUUCGUUACGUAAAGACAUUUACGCAGAAUAGAUUAUUUUAUACGAGUUCUAACCUGAAGUUACAUUGUAGUGAAGGUGAAUCGGCUAGUGGUGAACCUUGUGGACAUCCAUUUUGCAAGUUCUGCAGAAAAAGAUUUCUUGAUAAAGAAGAGCUUUAUAAGCAUAUGAAAUGCAUUCAUUACUAUUGUCAUUUCUGUGAAAAUGGAAAUCUAUUUUACUUCAGCUAUUCGGAAUUGGAGAAACACUUUAGGAAACAUCACUUUGUGUGUCAGAUUGGAGUUUGCGCCAAUCGUCAAUAUAUCAAUGCGUUUCGCUCAGAGGUUGAAUAUAGCUGGCAUUUGGCUAGAGAGCACGCAGAUGAAUUAUAUCAAUAUGUACCAUCUCCAUCAGAAUUUCCGGGUGACACAACUAUUGACGAGCAUCACGAUACUUGCGGUGAAAUAUCAGAAGAAGUCAAUGAUUCAUUAUCAACAGUUGGUUCAUUAGCAGAUGAAAAUGCUGAUGAAACGCUUGCAUUUAAUUUGAAAAAUGAAAAGGAUUUCCCGCUUUUAAGUAAUGUAAGCUUGUCUAUACAGUCAUCUCCGUCAUUUCUACCAGGCAACCGGAAAUUCAAAACAGAAAAGCUUGUGUUGAAGCUUUAUCCUGAAUUUGGGGAAAUACCCCGUAAAUCGCAAUGGUGUUCACAGCAGCUUUCUUUGUGCACCUCAAAGGGUUUGGGAAGUGGAACAAUCCCAGCAGACAAUAAUGAAAUAACUGAACCGGCCAAUGACAAAUAUUUAAAAUCCACUGGCUUGGGUGUUUCUCUAUUUUCAACAAGUGCCACCGAUUUUCCACCACUUCCAAAACAUUUCUCAAGUGAAGAGAGUGUGAAUCAGAUUCGUAGCAUGAGUUCACAUCAGCAAAAGACAUCAUUCACUGCUCAUAAGUACAUACCUACCAAAGAAUGUUUUCCUGAUUACCCUCCAUGGAGAAACAAGAAAAAUGCAUCUACACAAGUUUGUCAUGAAGAUAUUCUACAUGAAGUAUCGGGACUUCCAAUAUUCAACAUACCAUUCAAGUUCGUGUGUGAUGACUUGUGGCAUAUGGAUAAAGUCCGCAAAGACGUUGAAUGUCCAGAAAAUACAACUACCAAAAUUUUGAAUUUCUCGGAAAGUGACUUUCCAUGUCUCAGUACUCGUAAGUAA